Messenger RNA from Phyllotreta striolata, 1890 nucleotides. The record is from the annotation of a GenBank genome assembly. NCBI's taxonomy places the organism in Eukaryota, Metazoa, Arthropoda, Insecta, Coleoptera, Chrysomelidae.
AUGCACGACCGUUGGGAGUCCGCGACGGCGACCAGAAACCGGGCGGAGCGCGCGCGCAUGCGCAAACGCCUCGACCAUUUGGACAGGCUCAAGUCCAAGGAACUGGAAUUGCUCGAGGUCGACAAGAGGCGGCUGCGCAGGCGCUACAAUUUGGACGGGGCCCAAUCGACGAUGGACUCUCCGAGGCAGAUCCAGGGCGAUUGUAGGAGUUCUGGAGAUCCGAUAUUCGGCAUCGAUUACGAUCUGAUACGAUCGUUGGUGUUCACCAAGGACUCGGUCGACGUGGAGAAAUUGCUGGUGAUCCAUUUGCUCUGCGCCCACAAGUGCGAAUGCCUCAAACCCGCCCAACACAAAUUGGCCAGCGCCCUCAAAGGCAUCGAUCCCACCGCCAGGCUCGUCGAAAAAUCGCGAAAACCGUUUUACGUUGACUACAACGUGAUGGAUUUGCUGCCGUUCUAUACGAUCGAAAUCACCGAGUACACGUCCAACGGCGUCAAAUUAUCGCAGGCCAUCAACAGGGACAACAGGCUCGCCAACAGGAUCCUGUUCAACAGGAACCUCAGGAAGAUCGUCAUUACGGUGUUGAGCACGUUGCAGAAAUCGAAUUUCAUGAAAUUCAAGAAACUGAUCAAGUUGGUCCAGGAUCCGAACGUUAUCAGGCACAUUCUGAACCAGGACCGGAUCAAAGAAUUCGUCGAGUCCGUCGGCGAUCACGUCAUCAUGACGUCGAUCGGCAACUUCACGUUGACGCCGCCAUUCAAAUUGAAGACGCGCGACCUGAACGUGCGCACGCCCAACGGCUGGCUGGAGGACGUCGUCAAGCGGCUGAGAGGGCGCGUGCUGCAGAUACCGCUGCCCCAGAUCGGCCCGUCCCCGCCGCCCCUUCCGCCGCCGCCGCCGGUCUCGAACCUUUCGGGCAAUCCGUUCGGCAUGAACAACUUCGAACCGUUCAGCGAGGACAGAUACACGACCCCCAUUCGGGUGGUAUCGUCGAAGAUCCGGGCGGAGGAGAGGCGACGCUCCUCCGGGCGGGCGCGCGACGCCCUCGACGACGAGCGUCGGGCGUCCCUUGGGCGUCGCAACACCCCCAAUUUCGUCCAGAAGAACAUCGAAUUGGCCAGCAAGACGAGGCGCAUCGACUACGGCGAAGAGCCGGACAUGAGGUUGCCCAAUAAGAGGCAAUCGAAGCGGAUCAGCGAACAGGGAUUGGUCGCCUUCAAAGCCAAGCAGGAGGAACAAGCCGAGGUGGCGCAGUUCCGUAAGAGAAUAGAGCCUCGGACGGAGGAACCGCGCGAAGCGGAAACGGAAAUGAAGGACGUGUUCCGGAACAUCCGCGGUACUCCCAGGACGUCGGUGGAUACGGUGAACAACGUGGCGAUCGAGAACCACGAGCCGCCGCCGCCGCCGGCGACCGCCGAACGGGCGACCAGGAGCAGCUACGGGAGCGAGGAGCCGCAGCAGCGGCAGUCGCGGCAGUACCAGCGCCGCUUGGAGCACAACCAUCCGCUGGGCGGCAAGGACAGGGAGUACAGCAUCUAUCAGACGACUUGUCCGGCUUGCAAGGAGAGGUGGAAGCAACCGUUGCCCGAUCCGAAAACUCCCAGGUUACGGUCUAGUAAAGAUCCUUUAAAAACCGACAGCAUUCUGCUGAUGGACAUCAUGAUAGGCGAGGAGCUGUUCCAUCUGAACGCCUACGACAAGAAGUACUUCGACACCACCGGCAGGAAAUCCUCGUCGGUGAAGAGACUGAAGGAGGCCGUCGAACGGGCGAACGACGAGUACGUGAGCAUCGAUCCGGUGCAAUUGGCCAAAGUGGAAUUGGAGAUACAGCACAAGGAGACUGAGAAGAAAUUGGAGAAGUUUAUGAGGGAGUCUAUCAAGCCUGCUUGA